Molecule: messenger RNA, 7037 nt
Organism: Oreochromis niloticus (Nile tilapia)
Lineage: Eukaryota; Metazoa; Chordata; Actinopteri; Cichliformes; Cichlidae
Product: paraneoplastic antigen Ma3-like
Exons: 2
Coding region: 1-1284 (427 amino acids)
Molecular function (GO): zinc ion binding; nucleic acid binding
Source: RefSeq, a predicted model, not a curated record
AUGACUUUAAAUCAGGCUGCAGUGAGCCACAUGUGUGGGAAAAAUGAUACAUAUAAGGGGUUAGCUACCUCAACUCCUGCCUUGGGAGUUAAAACUCAGUCCACACCCGGUCCCAGGUCAACUGCCGCCUGUGAUGAUAGCCAUGCGCCCAAGGCUAAACAGGCACUUGAUGCGGACUCCCUGCUUGUUGAUCCUGUGCCAGCGGAGGUUCAGAGAGUCAUUGUGGAGCACAUUGUAAAACAUGACUCGCCCAUGCACACUCCCUCUGCUUUUGAGUUCCGCUCAUUUUCUGGAAACUCUCCAAAACCCCCUGAUGAGGUAGAGUACAGGGUAUGGCGACUUAGAGCUAAACAGGUGCUAAAUGACUCUGCCCUUUCUGAAGGGCAGCAGCGCCGUGUUUUCCUCGAUAGCUUGGCUAGCCCUGCUUUGAAUGUGGCCCUUUCUAUUGGGUCUCAAGCACCACCAAAAGACUACCUCGAUGAGCUCGACAAGGCUUAUGGCAAUGUCACUGGAGGUGAAGAGCUGUAUAUCCAGUACCUAGAGACUCAUCAGAAUAGUGGAGAAAAGGCAUCUGAUUACUUGCGCCGACUCCAAACGUUGCUGCAGGAGGUAGUUGACGGUAAUGGCAUACCUAGAAGUGAUUUUGAUGUUCAGCUACUAAAGCAGUUCCUCAGAGGUUGCUGGGAUGACUCUCUAAUUGCCGCUCUGCAUCUAAAAGAAAUAGUGGGAUCUGCACAUCAUGUUAUUCCCACUUUCUCAGAGCUGCUUUUUAAAAUCAGAACUUAUGAGAAAGAGAGUCAAUUAAAAGAAAUGCGCAGGAGACGUUACAUGAGCGGCACCUCAACUAAAGUGCAGGCUCGAACCCUUGUAGCCACAGAUGACUGCAGGCCUUCUGGCAUACCUCCCACAGCCCUGGAUGCUUGUACCAGAGAGCAACUGGAGGAGAGAAUCAGGCAGCUAGAAGCAGAGCUAAUGAACAGCUCAUCUGCAGCAAAUUCUCAAUCUCCCAAAAGUGAUAAAACUAGGCAGAAGCUAUCGCACAGGACCAAAAUCCACAAUCCAGCUCCACCAACUCCUGCUAGGCUACCUGGUGAUCAUAAAAGGGUUGGGAAAUUUUGCUAUAAUUGUGGGGAGGAUUCACAUAUGCUGCCACAAUGUUCAAACCCCACCAAUGCCAUAUUAGUGCAAAAGAAAUUGUGUGAAAGGCACAGUGCUGGGCAAAGCCAGUGUUCAAUGGCUCAACGACAGAAUGAUCCACAGUCCAACUUGCCUUUAAACCAGUAGGAGCUCCUGCUGUGGAACGAGCAGGAGCUGAUGGUCAGAGUAGUUCCAAGCCUUCAAGCCAGUGCAUGUACGAAGCCCCAGCUCCAACAGUGCCUUCCCAGUUUCCCCAGGGUCUAAUUGGGGAGCCUUGUGAUGGUUUAGCAUGGUUAGAUCAAGUUCCAUGUCAGUGUUUAAUUGAUACCGGGUCCCAAGUGUCAAUAAUAUCAGUCAUUCUACUCUCGCUAUCUUUCUCAUAGAGAGCUGUUCUCUAUAAAAGAGGUACUAGACAUCGAAGGUGCGGCUGGACAAAAGGUACCAUAUGUUGGGUACAUUGAGGCUAAAGUUCAGUUCCCUGAAAGUGCUUGUGGCACAGACAAGUGUUUCAACAUCCUAGCAUUAGUUAGUCCAGAUCAAUCAUACAAUGAUAAAUUUUCUCUUCUUGUGGACACAAAUGUGUUAGGUCCCAUGAUACAAGACUGUCAAAAAAAGGGUGGAGCAAAGUUCCUGCAAACUCUACCCAUUGACACCAACUGGGUCAUGGCAUACACCGAAUGUUUCAAACAGGCUGACCCCCAAGCAGACGAGGUCAAAGCCCUCCGUGUUGCACUCUCCAGCAAGGUACCGGUGCAUUUGAAACCAGGUGAGGUGUAUACUUUGAAAGCCAUCUGCCACACUAAGCCUGGGAGCGAUAAAUUUCAAGCUGUUGUGUGUAGCUCGGAGGACACACCCACACCAGGUGGGCUUAUCAUCUAUGACCAGAUAGUCGAUGUACAACCUAUGUCCCACUGUAAGUUUAAAGUUGCGGUCAAAAAUGCCUCUCGGCGGGGCAUCACACUGUAUCCUGGGACAGCUUUUGCUGAGUGCUCCCCCAUUGAUUGGGCAGUUCCCGUUGCACUCUCUGAUCUGAACCCCCAGCCCAAAGAUGCUCCUUUGCAGGCACAUUCCCUGCUAGCUUCUCACAGCGAAGACGGUAGCCAAUCUGCUGUGCCUCUUGGCCUUGAUUUUGGGGACAGCCCGAUAUCGCCACAAUAUAAAGAGCACAUACAGGCUAGAAUUGCCAAAGAAGCAUCAAACGCUUUUUCAAAACAUGAUCUUGAUGUUGGUAUUGUGACUGGGGUCACUCAUCGCAUCGAGCUGGAACCUCAUGUCCCAUUCAAAGAGCGGACAAGACGCGUUUCACCCGCUGAUUUCAAUGACUUGAAAAGACACCUCCAAGACCUUUUGGCAGCAGGCAUUAUAGAGGAGUCACAUAGCCCCUAUGCCUCUCCAGUAGUGCUUGUUAGGAAAAAGAAUGGGGAACUGCGAAUGGUUGUAGAUUAUCGGAGACUAAACAACCUCACCAAAAAGGACGCUUAUCCAUUGCCUCGUAUAGAGGAGACGUUCACUCUGCUCUCUGGUUCAAAAUGGUUCACUGUUUUAGAUCUCAAGAGCGGGUACUAUCAACUUGAAGUCGAGCCAUGUGAUCGACCGAAGACAGCAUUCACAACGCCGUUCGGAACAUGGCAAUUUCGGAGGAUGCCUCAAGGCUUGACUAACUCCCCUGCCACAUUUCAACAGACCAUGGAGAAAGUGAUGGAGGGAAUUAAUCUCCAGGAGGUUGUUGCAUUUCUAGAUGACCUCAUAAUCUUCUCAAACUCACUGGAAGAGCAUGAAGAGCGGGUGAUGAAGGUCCUUAAGCACAUUGCUGAGUUUGGUCUGAAGUUAUCCCCUUCUAAAUGCAAGUUCUUCCAAACCUCCGUGAAGUAUCUGGGGCAUGUAAUAUCUGCCCAGGGGAUCCAGCCUGACCCAGACAAAAUUGUUGCUGUGAAAGACUGGCCAUGCCCACAAACUGCCAAAGAGCUUCGGUCAUUUCUAGGUUUCACGGGGUAUUACAGGCGGUUUGUGAGGGAUUAUUCUUGCAUUGUCAGGCCACUCAAUGACUUGUUAAAGGGAGAACUAGCCCCCAGGCAUAAAGGCCAAAAACAUUGGCCAUGAACAAGGUCACCCCCACUUGGGGCAAAAUGGACCCCUGCCUGCCAGGCUGCUUUUGACCUUAUUGUUGAAAAGCUGAUUUCAGCACCGGUUCUGGCUUUCGCCAACUGGCAGCUCCCGUAUGUACUACACACAGAUGCCAGUAUGUCAGGCCUGGGGGCAGCACUGUAUCAGGUUCAAGAUGGCCAGACUCGAGUAGUAGCUUAUGCUAGUCGUGGCCUCUCCAAAAGCGAAAAGAAUUACCCUGUACAUAAAUUAGAAUUUCUCGCCCUCAAGUGGGCAGUAAGUGAGAAGUUCCAUGAUUAUUUGUAUGGGGCUAAUUUCAAGGUGCUGAUGGAUAACAACCCUUUGACAUAUGUGUUGACCAGUGCGAAGCUUGAUGCUACAAGUCACAGAUGGCUUGCUGCUCUGUCGCUUUAUAACUUUGACAUACACUACAAAUCUGGCCAACAUAACACUGACGCUGACGGGCUCUCUAGGAGGCCUCAUGGACCCUCAGAGGAGGACGAGGAGUCCCUGGAGACAGACAGAAAAAUCUCCAGCAUGCUGGAAUGUGCUAGCUUGUCCCCUGAGGAGUUUAAAGUUCUCGAUGGGGAGGCAAUGAGUACUGUGUGUAAGCGUCAUAGUGUCAAUGUCAACACGAUCUUAGGUGAAGGCACACAGACAGUCGGCACUGUAAUCCCUGCCGUGGAAACACUCUUGUGCAAUGACAGUGCGGUUCCUGAUGACCUUGAGGAUCCGGUCCCCAUACCUGGCCAAUCAGCUCUACCAGGAAUGUCUAUGGCGGACUGGUAUCAGUUACAGAGAAAUGAUAGCUCUUUAGCCCGCGUCAUAGGCAUUCUGGAGACUGGGGAUGAGACUUUUGACAGAAGGUCUGAGGAACCUGAGGUGGUUCUGUUUUUACGGGAGAAAUCCAAGUUAUGUCUAGUUGAGGGAGUACUAUACCGCAAAGUUUUCGAUCAAAAAGGGGAGGCCUUCCAUCAACUUGUCAUUCCUGACAGCCACAGAGAGAGAGCCUUCCAAGGAGUUCAUGACGAGACAGGCCACAUGGGUAUUGAGAGAACCUUAGAACUGGCCAGAGCGAGGUUUUACUGGCCAAAAAUGGCUAGCUAUAUUGAGAACAAAUGUAAAACAUGUGAGAGGUGUGUAAGGCGAAAGGCACGAGUGCAGAAAGCUUCCAAACUUGUCAACAUCAAAGUCAGUGGUCCCCUUGAAUUAGUUUGCAUAGACUUUCUGACAAUAGAACCCGAUUCGAGGGACACCAGGAACAUCCUAGUACUAACUGAUCAUUUUACAAAAUAUGCACAGGCAUAUCCCACGAGAGAUCAGACAGCGAAAACGGUGUCCACAGUUUUGUGGGAGAACUUCAUCAGUCACUACGGGUUUCCUCGCAGAAUCCAUAGUGAUCAAGGUGCUUGUUUCGAAUCGGAAAUAGUGGCAGAGCUUUGUAAACUAGCAGGGAUUACAAAGUCCCGUACAACACCUUACCAUCCACGUGGAAAUCCGGUGGAAAGAUUCAACAGGACUCUGUUGGACCUCCUCGGAACUCUGGAGGAUAAGAAAAAAGAGGAGUGAAGGAAGUAUGUUCGCCCCCUUGUACAUGCUUAUAACUGUACAAAACAUGACGCAACUGGAGAAGCGCCCUUCCUUCUGAUGUUUGGUAGAGAGCCACGCCUUCCGAUUGACCUCUGUUUUGGACUUAGUCCACGUGGCCACAGCACCAGAACACAUAUUCAGUAUGUACGAGAACUAAAGAGUAGGCUGAAGUAUGCAUACGACCUAGCCUCAAGAAAUGCUGAGAAGAGACAAUUGUUGAACAAAAGACGCUGGGAUGCUAAGGUUACUGCCCUUCCAUUGGAAGUGGGUGACAGAGUCCUGGUAAGGAAUCUGAGCCUCAGAAAGAAACACAAAAUCUCUGAUAAGUGGGAGCCUAUUGUGCACAUCGUUGUUAAGCAGCCGGAUGAGUCUAUCCCAGUUUAUGUGAUUAGGCCAGAGGAUGCAGAGGGCAGAGAGCGAGUUCUGCAUCGUGACAUGCUUCUUCCCUGUGGGUUCCUACCGGUUAACCUGCAAUGUGACAGUCAGCAUGUGCUAACCAGUUCAGUUCAACGUCUCAUGAGAGCGGAUGCAGGGAGCAACACAGAAGAAACUGAGCUGGAGGAGGAGUUUGAGCAAAACGAGGAAAUAACCUUAACAUCCAGCCAAUUUCCUGACAGUGACUUGAUGGCGGAUCAAAGGGAUGUUCUGGGAGAACAGGAGGCGUCCCAGCCACAGUAUCCUCUGAAUCCUGGGCCACCUGAAUUCAUUCUAGAUCUGACAGGAUCGGAGACAGCAAACGCUGAGGAGGUGCUGAGCCCAGCCCUGACAUGUGGUAGGCCACAAAGGAGGAGAGUGCCACCGGCUUACCUCAGUGACUAUCAGGUCGGCUACAAAGUCAGUUGUAAGCAUCACAGUUUCAAUGCGCCGAUGGCACUUGCAUUGCUCAAUAACUUUUUCAUGUCAUUACAGCAACAGAUUGCUGGGUUAGUGCACUCUCUGUCAGGUGAUAAUGACGGGGACGUCACACUUUAAGCAGGGGUGGAUGUAAUCCAGUGUUACUUUGGUUAUCUGAUAUUCAGUAUAUAUGUAUAUAUCUAUAUUGGGUGUUCAGUUAUAAAAUGUUCUUUAAUGAUUUUGAGUUUUUUUAUUGCUAUUGGUUUGCGGCUGCUUUACGACAGUCGACUGUGAUAGUACAUCCUAGCGGCAGGGGCUAUGAGCUCACAUGGCUUGUAGCUGUGCCAGAGAGCAAGCUUGGGUGAGCUAGCGGGGAAUAUCUCCUUCUGCAGUAGCCUUAAAAAAAAAAGACUAUUGUUCAUUCUCCUGCCAGGUAAAAAUCUGUUUCAUAUGUAUAUUGUACUAUUCCAUGUGUUAUCAUGUGUUUGCUAUGAUGUGAUGUGUAGUAAUGGUUAUUAAGGUGCUAAUCGCUAAUCGGGGAUAAGCUAGCAAGCUCGACAAUUAGCCGCCAUGCUAAGCGGACUUUGGUAGCCAAGUUCGUAUGUCACUGUGGGGUUAUGAGCUCACAUGGCUUGUAGCUGUGCCAGAGAGCAAGCUUGGGUGAGCUAGCGGGGAAUAUCUCCUUCUGCAGGAGCCUUAAAAAAAAAAGACUAUUGUUCGUUCUCCUGCCAGACGCCUCGCUGCUGUGCUGCCUUACUGCUGCGCUGCCUCGCUGCUGUACUGCCUUACUGCUGUGCUGCCUCGUUGUCGGGCUGUCUCGCGGGUGCCAUUAAGGAUCGGCAGCUGCCAUUCAUUCAUCCAUCCGGACCUCGAUUAUUUGGACCGAAGUACUCUCACACACGCCCGCACUCAGUGCCAUACACUCUCUUUAUUUUGCUGGCCAGCUAACACCAUUGUUUUAUUUUCUUGUUGCAUUCGCAAAGACUAUCCGAAGACAUUUUGGUUAUUGUCAAAUAGACACUCUCUGAUUACAGACUGAGGAGGUUGUGGUGUUACAACCCCAGGACUGAGAAAAAAGACUCUUUACACAAUAUAUUCACUUGCCACCUGGUUAGAAGUGGCCAUUGAUGAAAAUAUAUUUUACUUCCUCUUGUCUUUGUUUGUAUUGUACCCCAGGGAAGUUCUAAGUUGUUCAGGUUGAAACAUUUGCACUUAGAGUCGGUUAAGUUUCCUUUGAUGUAUCAGUAUCGAGCUGAUGUUUAUGAGUGUAUGUUAAGGACGGAUGUGCUCCAGUCCAUCAAAACUUUAAAGUGCUGGACACCGAUGGUAAAUUGCCAUCAGACCCUAAAUAAAUUGUCCUCUGCUGUUAUCCA